AUGCCGGGUUCCGAGUUAAGUCAUGCCUCGGCGGCGGACGAUGCUUUGGUCUGGAUCGACUGCGAGAUGACGGGCUUGAACCCCGACACCGAGGAGAUUCUGGAAAUCUACUGCAUCUUGACGACGGGAAACCUCGACAUCAUCGACCCCGAGGGUUUCCACGCCGUCAUCCACUGGCCGGCCUCUCGCCUGGACCAGAUGGACGAGUGGUGCACAAACACGCACGGCAACUCAGGCCUGACGGCAGCCGUGAUGGCCUCAGACACCACGCCGGCCCAGGCAGCCGAGGGUCUGUACCGCUACAUCACAAAGUUCAUCCCCAAGCCGCGGACGGCGUUGCUGGCCGGCAACAGCGUGCAUGCCGACAGGGCCUUUCUGCGAAGAGAGCCGUACGGCAGGGUCAUGGAGCACCUGCACUACCGCAUCAUGGACGUGAGCUCGAUCAAGGAGGCAGCUCGGCGGUGGAGCCCGCAGCUUCUGUCGCGGGCGCCGGCGAAGAAGGGGAGCCACAAGGCGAGGGACGACAUCCUGGAGAGCAUCGAGGAGGCCCGGUACUACAGGGAGGCCAUCUUUGGGGCAUCGGCUGAUGUCAGCCCAAAGCAAACCAAUUGCGCGUCAUUGAUGUCAUUGCUGGACGGGCGCUGGGCUUUCGUUGGGCCAAAGGCGACGACUUUGACCGCCAUGAGGCAACGGCUGCAGCUCCAGUUUGGCAUUGGGAUUUGCAAUUCAAUCCGCACUCAUCAGCAAUCCCCCUACAAUCUCUCACCCGCCGCCAUGAGUGCCAGCAUUCAGACUGUCGAGUUCGAGCCCUUCCAGGACCAGAAGCCCGGAACUUCUGGCCUGCGGAAGAAGGUCGUCGUCUUCCAGAAGCCGCACUACAGCGAGGCCUUUGUCGCCAGCAUCCUCCUGUCCAUCCCCGAAGGCGCCGAGGGCGCUUUCCUCGUCAUCGGUGGCGAUGGACGAUUCUAUAACCCCGAGGUGAUCCAGCUGAUUGCCAAGAUCAGUGCCGCGUAUGGCGUCAAGAAGCUUCUCAUCGGCCAGAACGGAAUCCUCUCUACUCCCGCGGCUAGCCAUGUCAUUCGCCUUCGCAAGGCGACGGGUGGUAUUCUGCUCACAGCCAGCCACAACCCUGGCGGCCCUACCAACGAUUUCGGCAUCAAGUACAACCUGGCCAACGGUGGUCCCGCUCCCGAGUCUGUUACCAACAAGAUCUACGAGACGUCCAAGACCUUGACGUCGUAUAAGCUUGCUUCCAUCCCCGACAUCGACAUCUCCACCAUUGGCACCUCUACCUAUGGCUCCCUCGAGGUCGAGGUCAUUGACAGCACCGCCGACUACGUCACCAUGCUCAAGGACAUCUUUGACUUUGACACCAUCAAGAAGUUCUUCUCCUCCCACCCCGACUUCAAGGUCCUGUUUGAUGGCCUCCACGGCGUCACUGGCCCCUACGGCAAGGCCAUCUUUGAAAAGGAGCUUGGGCUCACCGGCGCCACCCAGAACUGCAUUCCCAGCCCCGACUUCAAUGGUGGACACCCCGACCCAAACCUCACCUACGCCCACUCCCUGGUCGAGGUUGUCGACAAGAACGAAAUCCCCUUUGGUGCCGCUUCCGAUGGUGAUGGUGACCGAAACAUGAUUUACGGCGCCAACGCCUUUGUCUCUCCCGGAGACUCUCUCGCCAUCAUUGCCCACCACGCCAAGCUCAUCCCCUACUUCCAGAAGAACGGCGUCAACGGCCUUGCUCGAUCCAUGCCCACCAGCGGUGCCGUCGACCUGGUUGCCAAGGCACAGGGCCUCACCAGCUACGAGGUCCCCACCGGCUGGAAGUUCUUCUGCGCCCUCUUCGAUGCGAAGAAGCUGUCCAUCUGUGGUGAGGAGAGUUUCGGAACUGGUAGCGAUCACAUCCGUGAGAAGGAUGGCCUGUGGGCCAUCGUUGCCUGGCUGAACAUCAUCGCUGCCCUUGGCGUCCAGAACCCUGGCGUGACCCCUUCCAUCAAGCAGAUCCAGAAGGACUUCUGGACGCAAUACGGACGCACCUUUUUCACCAGAUAUGACUACGAGAAUGUCGACUCUGACGGCGCCAACAAGGUUGUUGGCGAGCUCGAGGCUUUGGUGGCCGACCCCAAGUUUGUGGGCAGCACCAUUGGCGAGCGCACCGUCACCAAGGCUGGCAACUUCUCCUACACUGACCUGGAUGGCUCAGUCUCGUCCAACCAGGGCCUGUACGCCGGCUUCUCCUCUGGCAGCCGCAUUGUCGUGCGUCUCUCCGGUACUGGCUCAUCCGGCGCUACCAUCCGUCUGUACAUUGAGCAGCACACCAGCGAUCCUUCCAAGUACGACCUUGAUGCUCAAGACUUUUUGAAGGACGAGGUCAAGUUUGCUACCGAGCUGUUGAAGUUUAAGCAGCACAUUGGCCGCGACGAGCCUGAUGUCAAGACCUAA
This is a messenger RNA of Trichoderma aggressivum f. europaeum, 2442 nucleotides long. RefSeq lists its product as uncharacterized. Gene Ontology annotation, molecular function: magnesium ion binding; 3'-5'-RNA exonuclease activity; phosphoglucomutase activity. The coding region runs from base 1 to 2442 and encodes 813 amino acids. Gene Ontology annotation, biological process: carbohydrate metabolic process. Lineage: Eukaryota; Fungi; Ascomycota; Sordariomycetes; Hypocreales; Hypocreaceae. The record is from RefSeq and is a predicted model, not a curated record. The transcript is spliced from 8 exons. Gene Ontology annotation, cellular component: cytosol.